UUGUGAAUUUACAUGUACAUAUUUUCCGAAUAUAAAUAUAUUGAAAUUUUAUCGAAUUUCGUGAAAUGGCAGGGUACAGACCAACAGCCCCUCCCCCAAAUUUAGAAGACGCCCUCGAGUGCACCAUUUGCCUUGACACGCCAGUCUCGCCCAUCCAUCAGUGCGACAAUGGGCACAUCGUUUGCGGGACUUGUGCCGGGAGGAUGACAGCUUGUGGUUUGUGUAAAACUAAAUUGCAAAUUUCUAUCUUGGCGGAGCGACUUUCACGACAAUUAGACCUUAAGCCUUCCUGUCCUUACUCCAUAGCUGGAUGCGUAACAAAAAUAUCGAGGGCUGAAAUGGUCAGCCAUCAGGCUAAGUGCUACUACAGGGAUGUUAUAUGUGAAGAUCCAAAGUGGCCUCCAUGCGACAGGGUGCCAAUCCCUUUUGGAGAUUUCUUCAAUCACUUGCAUACCAAUCAUCAAAUUGAUUUGGAUGAAAUAAAUCUGGGACAGUUCUGCGACAGAACUGGGAUAGUUCUCCCGGUUUUUGGUGGAGACCAAUUUCGAGAUUUGGAGAGAGAGCAGAUCGUUAAGCUUGUCAAGAAAAAUGGUCAGGCAUUCUUGCUUCAUUGUCACAUCGACACAGACCUCGCAACCUUCUGGAUGACCGUUCUUGGCGAUGAAGCAGAGGCUAAUAAACAUUGGUUCCAAAUCAAGCUGGGAAACGAAAAUAAAACUGAAGCGAAGAAACAGAAUGUCGCAAAAUGUGAAACAACAAGUACUAAGGUUCAUCCAAUUGUUUACGCAAAGCCAGUAAGAACAAAUGGCGCAGCAGGCUAUAGCUCAAUACUUGUGGAAGAUUGCAUUUGGUUCCGUCCCAUGGGUUCCAAGGAUUAUCAAUAUACUGCUCAGUUAACAAUAAAAAACGAGUCAACAAGCGGAGAAAUGUUUAUUGUUUGGAUUGAGACCAGUGCUCCAAAGCGGUAUCGAGCAAGCCACCGAAUAUUUUUGUUGAGUACCCACGAAACUGUUUGUGUUACUAUUGUGAUCCCGUAGGGAGUUUCAGCUGGUGCUAUGACGGAGGACACGUUUUCUGUAUGGCCGAGGGUAAUUCCUGAACAUUUGCUGUACACCACAGACGAAAUUUGGAGUGAAGAUUGUAGCAGAAGUACAAAAUUGUAUGAUUUUCAAGGGCCUGACGAACGAAAACAAAUAUAUCAGGACAUAGCCAAGUGUAGCCCUAGUUUUUUCCGGUAUAACUUAAAAGUUGCUGUAACGGAUCCAUACCCUCCUGCUCGGAAACUUAUUGAUUUCAAUAUUGAAAAACAGCGAACUGCAUUGAAUAACGUGGAGCGAGAGACUCAAAUAUGUUAUACCAUCCCCGUUUUGACGUAUCACCAUCACUCCAAAUUCGACAAGGCGCAGAUGCAGCACAACUGUGCAAUGUUCCCAGCUCUACUUCUUCGUCAGGUUGGAAUGAAAAGGGGUGCCGAUACCAAUGCGAUGCCCUUAAGUUUUUCAUACGGCAUACUUUAAAAAUUUAUUUUAACUCGACGACUUUACCAAGUUUAUAAAGCCGUGAUGAUUAUUAAAUAAACCGUAGUAACGU
Molecule: messenger RNA, 1590 nt
Organism: Folsomia candida
Lineage: Eukaryota; Metazoa; Arthropoda; Collembola; Entomobryomorpha; Isotomidae
Product: E3 ubiquitin-protein ligase SINAT5-like
Exons: 9
Coding region: 66-1037 (323 amino acids)
Biological process (GO): proteasome-mediated ubiquitin-dependent protein catabolic process; multicellular organism development
Cellular component (GO): cytoplasm
Molecular function (GO): ubiquitin protein ligase activity; zinc ion binding; ubiquitin conjugating enzyme binding
Source: RefSeq, a predicted model, not a curated record